This is a messenger RNA of Centropristis striata (black sea bass), 663 nucleotides long. Its product is annotated as histone H3. The record is from RefSeq and is a predicted model, not a curated record. The transcript has a single exon. NCBI's taxonomy places the organism in Eukaryota, Metazoa, Chordata, Actinopteri, Perciformes, Serranidae. Gene Ontology annotation, molecular function: structural constituent of chromatin; DNA binding; protein heterodimerization activity. Gene Ontology annotation, cellular component: nucleosome. The coding region runs from base 79 to 489 and encodes 136 amino acids.
AGCCGGUCCCACAGUUUAAGAGCAGCGUGUCUCCUCGUUGAGACUCAUCUUAUCUCCCGAUCAGAGAAAGAAGAAGCCAUGGCAAGAACCAAGCAGACCGCCCGUAAAUCUACCGGAGGCAAAGCCCCCAGGAAGCAGCUGGCCACCAAGGCUGCCCGUAAGAGCGCCCCGGCCACCGGCGGCGUGAAGAAGCCUCACCGUUACAGGCCCGGUACCGUGGCUCUGAGAGAGAUCCGUCGCUACCAGAAAUCCACCGAGCUGCUGAUCCGCAAGCUGCCCUUCCAGCGCCUGGUCAGAGAAAUCGCUCAGGAUUUCAAGACCGACCUGCGCUUCCAGAGCUCCGCUGUCAUGGCUCUGCAGGAGUCCAGCGAGGCUUACCUGGUCGGCCUGUUUGAGGACACCAACCUGUGCGCCAUCCACGCCAAGAGGGUCACCAUCAUGCCCAAAGACAUCCAGCUGGCCCGCCGCAUCCGUGGAGAGAGGGCUUAAACUGCCGCUGCUCCACAAAACACAACGGCUCUUUUAAGAGCCACCAACCUCAACUCUAGAGCUCACUGCUCCACAAUGACACAGGUUAAAUCAAUACAUUUGUAAUUUGAUAAAACCUAAUUGUAUAUAAAUAAAAGUAAAACGGGCUACAUAUAAGAAAUAGACUGUACAAUG